Molecule: messenger RNA, 388 nt
Organism: Eutrema salsugineum
Lineage: Eukaryota; Viridiplantae; Streptophyta; Magnoliopsida; Brassicales; Brassicaceae
Product: defensin-like protein 171
Exons: 2
Coding region: 65-304 (79 amino acids)
Source: RefSeq, a predicted model, not a curated record
AUCAAUAUUCAGUAUAUUAGUAACUAAUUUAAAGAGAAAGAAAAAAAAAAGAGUAAAAACAAAUAUGGCUAAGGCAACUUCUUUACUUGUUCUCCCCAUUAUCUUCCUCGUGUUGUUUGCUCUAGUUGAGCAAAAUAUGGGAGCGGGAUGUAUGGAUGUUCUUGGCUCGUGUGGUGAUUUUGAUUGCACAAAAGCGUGCAAAUCUAAACAUGGACCAAUUGCAAGGGCUUUCUGUGACCGCGACUAUGCAGCUGGAAGAUGUAUUUGCACCUAUCCUUGUCCGGGUGAUAAGACUCAUAUGUGAUUUUGGCAUGUACUUUGAAAUCUCAAAUUCUUCAAAAUGUAUAAGCAAAAAACCUAAUUUGAAUGUCAAAAAUCAUAGGUUCUA